GCGUAUUCUGAUGUGACGCAACUGCUAAAGUAAACGCCAGUAAUCGGAAAAGUCUUCUCCUUUCGUCUUCUUCCGAUCCUCCAAGAAAGUCUCACACGCAAGUUUUGAGAGAGAAUAAUAUCAUCAAAGAACACUAAAAAAUCAUGAGAAAACGAAUCGGAUUGCUCGAUCUUGAGAAGCAUUUCGCCUUCUACGGAGCUUAUCACAGCAAUCCAAUCAACAUCAUAAUCCACACUCUGUUCGUAUGGCCAAACGUCUUCGCCACUCUCCUUUUCCUCUACUCCUCAACGCCACCGGCUCUAGAUCACUCCCAAUUAGGGUUCCUCAAAUCGUUGACCUUUGACGGUGUCUUGCGCUUGGACAUUGGGUUUACUCUCACUGUGAUUUACUCUGUUUUUUACAUCUGUCUGGAUAAGAAAUCUGGUGUUUUAGCAGCUCUGUUAUGUUUCUCUUGUUGGAUUGGAUCCAGCUUCCUUGCAGCUCGACUUGGACAUUCCUUAACCUUAAAGGUUGGGAUAGCUUCUCAGCUUUUAUGUUGGAUUGGUCAGUUCCUUGGUCACGGCUUGUUUGAGAAACGAGCUCCUGCACUUUUAGACAACCUAGUCCAAGCUUUUCUAAUGGGUCCUUUCUUCGUGUUGCUCGAGGUGUUGCAGUCUGUUUUUGGGUACGAGCCAUACUCUGGGUUUAAAGCACGCGUCGACUCCAAGAUCAAGAGUGAAAUCAAAGAAUGGAGAGAGAAGAAGCAGAAGAAGAUCACUUAAUUGUCAUUCUGAUUCGAAAACUGUUGCCUUCUCUUCAUGAUCAUAUGAAAUCUCAAGCACACAAACAUAAAAAGCUCCAUGGACCAAUUAACUUUUUGUUAUAUGAGCCUCAGGCCCAGCCCAUUAACUAAUGCAAAAGUCAUUGCAUAGAUAAAGAAUCUUCCAUGUACAGAGUAGAUUGAAAUAGUGUCAUUCGAGAUAAGAAACAGAUGGGAUAGGAAUAACAGAUAUAGAUAACACAAGA
Messenger RNA from Camelina sativa (false flax), 1005 nucleotides. Its product is annotated as 2-hydroxy-palmitic acid dioxygenase MPO1-like. Gene Ontology annotation, cellular component: endoplasmic reticulum. The record is from RefSeq and is a predicted model, not a curated record. Lineage: Eukaryota; Viridiplantae; Streptophyta; Magnoliopsida; Brassicales; Brassicaceae. Gene Ontology annotation, biological process: sphingoid catabolic process.